Ostertagia ostertagi is the source of this 2403-nucleotide messenger RNA. NCBI's taxonomy places the organism in Eukaryota, Metazoa, Nematoda, Chromadorea, Rhabditida, Trichostrongylidae. The record is from the annotation of a GenBank genome assembly.
CAAUGUGGUCGCCAUCGUAGAGCGAGAAGGCCGGUGAGUAAUGGAAGUAGCCGAGAAGUGGAGGUGAUACCGGCUAAAUGGUUACGAUGUCGGAAGGAUGAGCCAUAUCAUCAUGAUAGGAAAGUCGCUCAUAAACAGAAGGUAGGUGGCACGACGGCUCAGUGCCAAGGUGAAAAAGGAAGUGAUAGGGUAGCAACAAUUUUGUCAAUAGAGCCGCCUAGGAUGUUAAUGAUAAAGAUAGAAGGACACGAUGUAUUAUUUGAAUUGGAUACGGGAGCUUCGAUGUCAAUCAUUGAUGAAAGAACAUGGCGUAAAUUAGGAGCACCAGAAUUGAGAGAUUCAGGUGUGGAGGCAACAGCAUAUAAUAACGAACGCAUUAAAUUGCAGGGACAGAUGUUAGCAUCUGUCGAAUUUGCAGGUCAUAAAGCAGAAAUGGAGUUACAUGUAUUCAAGCAAGCUACUCACCCGCUAUGUGGCCGAGAUAUGAUUAAAGCCUUGCAAAUAGACUGUGGGCCACACUAUAAUAAGGUGCAUAGCCUCCAGGAAAUGAGUCAGAUCCAGUUAAAAAAUGGAAUUGUUCGCCUCUUACAAGAGAACAAAGAGCUCUUCGAAGAAGGCUUGGGAAAAUGUACAUCAUUUAAAGCCACGCUAAAGUUUAAAGAGAAGCCCACCCCAAAAUUUUUCAGAGCGCGACCAGUGCCGAUAGCGCUGAGACCAAAAGUGGAGGCGAAGCUACAAGAAUUGGUAGCUAAUGGAUCGCUACGGGCGGUAGAUCAUAGCCAGUGGGCGACCCCCUUAGUAGUAGUUCCAAAACCAGGGGGGAAAAUAAGAAUAUGUGGAGAUUAUAAAAUCACAGUUAAUCCGCAACUUGAUAUAAACCAAUACCCGUUGCCAAAACCUGAGGACUUAUUUCACCUGUCUAGGCUAGGAAGGAAUCCUAUCAGAACGCAGCUGCAUCCCUGGGAGGAACCGGAGAGGGUUUGGCAACGAGUACAUAUGGAUUUUUGUGAUACCACAAAUGGGUCAAAAUGGUUAGUCUUGGUAGAUGCAAAGUCGAAAUGGCCGGAAGUAAUUAGGAUGGGGUCAACAACCGCAGGAAGAACAGCGGUGAAAUUGAAGGAGGUGUUUAGCAGACAUGGGUUACCAGAGCAGCUUGUAUCGGAUAAUGGACCGCCAUUUACAUCAAAGGAUUUUAAGGAAUACUGCGAACAGCGCGGAAUUCAGCAGAUAUUCACCCCUCCUUACCACCCAAAUUCGAACGGGGAAGCGGAGAGGUUUGUGCAGACGUUCAAAAACUCGCUGUAUAAAGGGCUAAAAGCAGGGAAAUCGGAAGAAGUGGCAGUGAGUGACUUACUCUUGGAGUAUAGAGUCACGCCGCAUGUGGCGACGGGGAAGAGUCCCGCUGAGCUUCUGAUGGGCCGAAGAUUGAGGACAGUAUUUGAUAUAAAGAAAUCAGGUGUGAUUGCAAGGUCAAACAAAUAUAAGGAGGAUAUGAAGAAAUAUUACAAUCGUGGUAAAAAGGAACGGAAGUUUGGAGUAGGGCAAGAAGUAUUCAUUAGGAAUUAUUCAGGCAGUGAACAGAAGUGGAUCCCGGGCAUAAUCACCAGGGUGCUGGGCUCCUGCACCUAUGAGGUGCAUUAUGGAGUUGGUCAAAGGAAGGUCCAUACGGAUCAGAUAAAGGAGCGGGUAAUACCCUGGGAAUGUACGGAAGAUUACAUGUUAGGAAAAGGGGAUAAGUCAAAAGGGAAAAGCCUAGAAGAAGAGACAGAGGUGAUCAGAUUGCGUAGGUCUGGAAGGAAGCGGAAGGAGACUGAAAGAAUGAAGGAAUACAGAGAAGAAAAGCGAAGACGUGUUAAUCUGAUCGGAAUGAGAGUGAUAAGUAUCUUGGAUAGGGCUUAUCCGGAAGUAGUGGGUAUAAAAGCCGGUGGAGUGAGUAAGGUCCAGUUAUGUGGUUCCUGCCUCUGUCUACACCGCCAGAAUCGCCAGUGCAGUCACAGUGGGCCACGGCUAACCACCCGGUAUUUGUGGCUCCGGUGGCCCCGAUGUCGCCUAUGGCAAGCACGCCGGCUGUUAGCCCUGCCUCGUAUCAAGGAAGCCAAGUCCACAUGGCUCCAUCUCCGCAGGUUGUGGUAUUGCCGCAACCGCAACAACAAGCUGUGUAUAUUCCGAUGUUUCCGUCGCCGCAAACUGCUGGAGGAUCGUCAAGAGGACCAAGGCGCCGUGGACGGGGGAGAAGACCCCCGGCGUGGGUGCGACGCCUUCCGCAGUUGCAGCGGGAAACCGUGGCGGGACGAGAGUGUCCGCCGCGAUAGAGCCCGCUCCAACGCGGAGGGUUCGCGCGCCCAGUCGCGUGAGCGUCCGAGACGCCAGUAUGAAGAAAAUGAGCGUCAAGAAGAAUCCGCG